UGUUCUCCAUUUCAACACGCUGUGCGUCGGUGAGGGGGAUUUGCCGCGUCCGAGCUGGUCGGUCAAUCUCUGAACCUGUUCACAUUGCGCGCUCAGUGAUCCGUGAAUAUCGCCCCCAGAAAGUGGAUACCAGCAAGUUUCGUAGGGGGAAUCAGCUGCUGUUUUCUUGACUAAGCGCAGCUUGGUUGCUGAAUUAACUUAUUUACAAACUCAAAAUGGAGAAUCAGAAUGACGGUAAAUACCUGCCCGAGCUGAUGGCAGAGAGAGACAGCCUGGAUGCGUCAUUCACACACGCCAUGAAACUUUUAUCCGCAGAAAUUGCGAGACUAGAGAAAGGUGAUCCAGAGACAGAGGAUAAGGCGGCAGCCGAGACCUACCUGGACCUCUUCACAACCAAGAACAUCAAGCUGAAGGAACGUGUCCUCAUACCAGUUAAACAGUACCCCAAGUUCAACUUUGUGGGGAAGAUUCUGGGGCCUCAGGGAAACACAAUAAAGCGUCUGCAGGAGGAGACGGGUGCCAAGAUCUCGGUGCUGGGGAAGGGAUCCAUGCGAGACAAGACCAAGGAGGAGAGCUUGAGGAAGAGUGGCGAGCCCAAGUACGCACACCUAUCCAUGGAGCUGCACGUCUUCAUCGAGGUGUUCGCGCCCGUGCCCGAGGCCUACGUGCGCAUGGCCCACGCCAUGGAGGAGGUCAAGAAGUUCCUCUUUCCGGACAUGAUGGAUGAGAUUUGUCAGGAGCAGUUCAGGGAGAUGAACUACCUGAACGGGACGCAGGAGCACCCCCCACGCGGCCGCGCAGGACCCCCCGUCAGGGGCCGAGGGGCACCGCCGCAUCCUCCCCCCGCCACGCUCAGGGGUAGAGGCCUCCCGCCUCGAGGUGGCGCCCCACGCGGCGGCCCCCCCAGAGGGGGUGCAGUAAGGGGGGCCCCGGCAGGACGAGGGGGGCCCCCUGCCCAGCCUGGCAGGGGGGCAGCCGUCACCCGCGCCCACCCACCGGCCCCCGGGGCCCCACGCAUGCCCCCGCCACCCCCACCACACCCGCCCGCACAGGAGACCUACGAGGAAUACGCUUACGAUGAGAACUACACAGAGUCAUCCUAUGAGUCAUACGACAACUACUACAAUCAGACACAGACAGAGCCAGAGUACUACGACUACGGGCAUGGAGAGACGCAAGAAAGCUAUGAAUCAUACGGUCAGGACGACUGGAACGGAACCCAGCGCACGACGCCGGCGGUCAAGGCCCCUCCCCCAACACAAAGGCCAGCGAAAGGAACAUACCGGGAACGCUACGCGCCCUACUGAGCCCCUCGCCUUGCCACCAGCGGAACAGUCUCCCCUUCCUUAAAGCGUCACCUUGACAACAACAACAACAACUACAACUGUCUCCCACGGCAGCUCACGCAUUACUACGCCGCCUGCCCCCCCGACAAAAGUAAUUGUCUAUUAUCCCACCCUCCGCCUCCCACUCCUCUUCAACUCGUUUAAGUUGUUUCUUUCUUCUACCUACCUACCUACCUUGGGACUCGUUGCAAACGACGAAAUCAACUUCGGCGACAAAGAAAAAGGCCAAACCAAAUAAUACGAAAGAGAGAAAAAAAAAACGGAUAUGAGAGAAUACAUCUGUUUUUGCUUCAAGAUUGACCACGUUUUUCCUUUUUAAACUGCUGCUGAUGAGUUUUGGGAAAAGUGGCUUUGUUUUCAGAAGUCUUUACUUUUGCUACUUGCCCUCCCUCCCUCCUUCCUUCUCUCCCCACUGCCCCCAUGUCCUCCCUGUCCGUUGCUUUUUUUUGGCUUGCAUUGUUUACAGCAGAUUUCUUUUUCUUUUCUCUUUUCUUUUUUAGUUUUUUUUUCUUCUUCAGUGGUUUGGUUGGUUAAAAUUAGUGACAUUUAAAAGUUUCAACAUUUGUACAGAGACAUGUUUAGUGUCCAAGUUUUCCUACCUUUUAAUUUGUGUUUAAUUUUUUAAAAAUGACUUUAUAUAGAUGUGCAGUUGCAGAUUCCCACUUAGGCUACAUUUCAAAAUUCUGUUAAAUAUCAGCAAAAUAACAAAAUACCCGUAAAAGUAAUUUUUAUUUAUGUAAUACUCUGAGAGAUUUAAUUUAGGAAAGGAAAAGGCUUUGCCAACAGUCCAAUUCAUGAUUAUUUACACCAUAUUUGCUUUAAAUAGUCUUAAAAGUUGUAAAUAUAGAGUUAAGACAUCAAUAUUUUUCAUUGUCUAUUAGAGUUUUGAAAUAUAGCCCUUUUAGACACUGUCGAGAUGGACUGUCCUCAAAUCCUUAAUUUUUUAAAAGAUUAAUCAUUUAUGGCUGUUUAAAUAAAAAAAUCCUUUCGUAAGAGAGAGGCCCAGUUUUGGCUCAUCCUCAUGUAAAAAAAGAAAGAAAAAAAUGAAAUAAAAGAGGAUUUUCAUCGGUGAUACCAUGCUAUAUAAACUGCAUGCUCAAACUUUGUGUAAGAAAGGAUUGGGACAAACAAUCUCUACAAGGGUCGUCUCUUUCUAAUGUAAAGGGAUCCUGCAGCUAAAUUCAAACUUCUUGUACAUACUUUAAAAAAACGUUCAAACUGUACUGCCAUUUAGUCUCUGUAUCCUAUCCGUAAAAUUGCAUUAUGCUUCAUGUGUGAGCUUGCCUAAAUAGGUAACUAAAUCUGUCCAAAAAAUGUUUUGCAGCAGUUUGUCAAUAAAGCUUAGAUUGUUUUCUAUGAAACCUUUAA
This is a messenger RNA of Engraulis encrasicolus (European anchovy), 2714 nucleotides long. It is a transcript of the gene khdrbs1b, whose product is annotated as KH domain containing, RNA binding, signal transduction associated 1b. The transcript has 9 exons. Gene Ontology annotation, biological process: regulation of alternative mRNA splicing, via spliceosome. Lineage: Eukaryota; Metazoa; Chordata; Actinopteri; Clupeiformes; Engraulidae. Bases 216 to 1307 code for a protein of 363 amino acids. The record is from RefSeq and is a predicted model, not a curated record. Gene Ontology annotation, molecular function: mRNA binding; poly(A) binding. Gene Ontology annotation, cellular component: nucleus.